Molecule: messenger RNA, 3538 nt
Organism: Melopsittacus undulatus (budgerigar)
Lineage: Eukaryota; Metazoa; Chordata; Aves; Psittaciformes; Psittaculidae
Gene: CDC42SE2
Product: CDC42 small effector 2
Exons: 8
Coding region: 902-1156 (84 amino acids)
Biological process (GO): regulation of Rho protein signal transduction
Cellular component (GO): plasma membrane
Molecular function (GO): small GTPase binding
Source: RefSeq, a predicted model, not a curated record
GUACAACGAUAGGGCUGACGGGCAGCGGCAGCCGUCCUCGCCACCGCCCGGCCUCCUUUGUCCCUUCCCCUCCCCAGCGCGCCUAGCCCAGCCCAGCCGGCAGCACGGAGCGGAACGGCCCAGGCUGGGGAUUCCCCCUCCGCGCCGCAGAGGUCGCCAUCUUCACCCCGACCUCGCCGCAGACCCUGCCGGCCGGGCUCCCGGGAGCCGUCCGGGAGCGCAGGAGGGGGCUACGCCGGGCCGCGCACGCCCGCUGCAUGUGACAGUCGGGCGGUAGCGGCCUCCUCCGUGGAUCUCGUCUGCGUCCUCCUCCGCCCUCAGCGCGGCGGAGAAAGGGCGCGGAGCGCCCGACAGCGGGGGACGGAGGUGCCGGGGCGCGGCGGGCAGACAAAGGAGCGGGCGCCGCCGUGGGCAGUGGCCAGAAGAACGUAAGGUUCUUCGACUCUUGACUCUGAAGUUGAACGUGCACUAAACUAAUUGGGGAUAUCUUCACUGAGUAACUUGCUGCUUGAAGAAAGGACUAGACUAACUGAAGUUGAGGAAUUCAGAGAGCCCAAGGAAGGAAAAGUCCGCACAUGAAUUGGCCUGGAGAAUAUGUGACAAGGAGGUGGUUUUAUUACUAGAGUAAUAGCGAAACUGUUCACAUAACGCUAAGGACCAAAGAAGCGUAUGUAACAUUUCUGUGGUGCUGGGACCAAUCUUCUGAAAGAAGACUCUAAAAUAACUUUUUGCCUUGAAGUUGUUCGUCCUGUGACUGACUUGUCUUUGGGGAAGAGCUCAACAGAGAAAAGAUUUUCACAUUGGAACCAUUAUAAGUAAACCUAUUUAAAAGACUUGCUACCUGAAGACAGAUUUACGAAGUCCUGCUUUUCAUCUGUGUUCCUGCUGCAGACUGUAAAGAAUGAGUGAGUUUUGGUUGUGCUUCAACUGCUGUAUCGCAGAACAGCCUCAGCCUAAAAGACGGCGGCGGAUUGACCGAAGCAUGAUUGGAGAGCCAACAAACUUUGUUCACACAGCUCACGUAGGAUCUGGGGAUCUAUUCAGUGGAAUGAAUUCGGUGAGCUCAAUUCAGAACCAAAUGCAGUCCAAGGGAGGCUAUGGAGGUGGCAUGUCUGCAAAUGUUCAGAUGCAGCUUGUAGAUACAAAGGCAGGAUAACCCUGGGGAAACCUUUCCAGUUCAUGUGGGUUCCUAUAUCUUCUUUCCUGUGUCCUCUUUUUUGCCUUGGCGACUGCUUUCUGUGCUCAUGACAAGAGAAGUGAUGACUCCUUCACCCUUUGUGAUUACUCCAGUGAAAAGUUGCUGUUCUGCUCUGAUGAUGAUGCCAUUUAUCAGAUUGGUCCAACCAUGCCUUUCAGUGGCAUAUACAUGUUUGCUUCUACCAGAAUCAUGAACAUAGAGCUGUUUAGGAUUGGUUUUAGUUUUUUGUUUGUUUUUAAGGCAAAUUAAAGCACCAACCUGAGCUUCCCUAAUCCCUCACAACUCCUCACAACGUUCUGUUGCUUUUUAAUCAUUAAAUCUUCUGUCCACUAAAGUCACAUAGAAAUGAAUGAGUUUCCAUUAAUGUCUUCAAUCACCUAUUGUUCAUACCCAUUUUUGAAAGAUCUAGGACCUGCAAGCACAAAUUAUUAUUUCAUACAAAAUCAGCAGAGUAGAUGACCGCAUGCUUUGUGAGGUUGCUUUGUAUGGUGGCCCCCUUGGUGCUAAGCAGGAAAACAAAAUAAAAAUUGCUUACUGCAGACUGGUGGAAGAUUUUGCUGUGGCACCAAGUCAUGCCUGUUUCUGACAAAGGAUUUGUAACUUAGCUGCUUCAGAAUUAUGUUUUUAUUUUAGUUAUUAUCCAGCUGGUCUUGAAGUAAUAAAGACAGAGCUUGCGUUCAUGAGGCAUUUGUUGUAAAUGUUCAAGUAUAUUUAUUUUGAAAGAGUUGACCUUGAGACUGUAAACCAGUGUAGUACCGUAUCUAAGUGUUGUGGAAGCGCUUUAGUCUAUUUAAAAAAGAAAAGCAUAAGUUUGGCUGCUUCUUUUUCUUUUUACAGUUUUUCUUAAUUUUAGGCUGUAUGGUCAUUUCCAGUAGCAGCAUGUCAGACUGCCUGCAAUAUUAGCUGAAAAGUUUAGUAGACCUCUCCAGUAGUUGGCAGUUUCUGUGUACUAAAUAUUUAGGGGCCAUGGAAGUUGCUAAGAGCAACAUACUAAUCUGGCAGAACAGAUGCCAAUGAAAACAACAUACAGGGUGACUUUUUACUAAGUCAGUAAAAUGCCUUUUGCUCAGGUUCCAAAGCAUGUUUCUUUCACAUGUUGUGAAAUUGUAUUUUAAUAUUGCACUGUUUUCAGAUCUCUCUAUAAAUGGUCCCUUUUUUUCCUCCUUGGUGGUGGUUUGAGAGAAUUCAGUGAUUUGAGUCCUGGUUGAGUUAAAUUUUUAUGUGGGGAAAAAAAUCAUACAAACAAGGCAUAACUGAGCCUAGUCAGAUCUGGUUUUACAUGUGAGCACUCAUGUUCAUAAACAUGGAUUGCUGUCAAUGAUUCUUUAUUCUUUUUCCAUACUUCCCCUGAUUUCACAUUGCAACAGCUGUCAGCUUGAUAAAAACAUGUAUGAACCUACCUAGUCUUCUCUCUCAGUUCACAAACAACACACAAAAUGUACGGCCAUGGUGGUAGUUUGCCUUUCCGAAAUUGUAUUCCAGUGGUAGGUGUCAGUUAUCUGGUUCACUAGCUCAAAUUAGGUUAGAUAGUCUUCACUGAUUAAAGGUACUGAUUUACAACAACAUAAGAUCAAAAUGUUCAAUUGUCUGGGUGCGUAAGCAUGGCAGUGCAGUUAUGCAUUGUUUUUCUUUAGAGGUCAACAUUUCCAAUGCCACUUUAUCAAUGAGUCUUAAAUAUACAAUGAUUACAAAAUAAUUUGAACUUUGUCAUUGGUAAUAGCGACUUAAAUUUACUUGCCAAAUGUAUCUUGCACUUGCCAAAAUGUUUUCAACUCAAUAACCAGGAGAAAAAAAAUGGCAUAUUUUUAUAACAGACAUACUUUUUUUGUACAUUGUGUUCAUUCUUGAAUAAAGUCAGUUCAGUGUUGGCUUGGAGAUAUUAAAAGGAAAGUAUUGACUUUUAUUCAAUAAAUGUUUUCUUUCAGUUUGUGGCCUAUACUUUUUCUUUUCAUAAAUAACAUAUGCAUUAGAAGAACACUUGCAGCUUGUGGACAAACUUGUGGUGAAAAUUCUCUGAAGAAUAACUUACUAGUUUCAUUGAGUAAUUUGUAGUUUUUUGAGUGUUUUGACCUUUUUGUUGCCAAGUGGAUUAAACCAUAAUUUUAGCAGCGGUUUUUGUUGCAUUGAUUUCAUGUGUAUAGCAAGGGCUUCUGCAACUAUCUUCAAGGAAAGGUUUCUUAAAUACACUGGAAACCUUCAUAUACAGGAUUUCUUUUCUUUUGACUGCAACUGAUAUGUGUGUUAUUCUCUUGAUUGUGAUACAGAUUAUUGUGGUCAUCAGAUUACCUGUGGUAAUCAUCCUAAUACACACAUCUGUAUUAAAUAUACUUGCAAGGCGCA